CAAGCAUGUGGCAACGAGAAGCUAUCGUGUUUGCACAGGAGCUUCACGGAAAACUGGAAUGACAUAUAGCAAACGUUGAACUAGCUUUUACCUAGCGGAAUGCUCUGUGACCGCUAAAUACAUACACGUUAUCAAUUACUUAAGACUGAUUGCUAGUAGUUGAAGAAAGCGAAAACCCAAAUCAAAACAGAAGUCGAUAAGAUUAAGAGAUUCACUCAGCAUCAGGAUCUGUCUGCUCUUUGACAGCAAGAGAUGAGUGCAUCAUGACGUCACACUGAAACAGACAAGAUAUCCAUUCUCUGUUUGAAUGCACAAAAUUGCGAAUCACUUCAAUACCGGAUAAAACAAUGAACUCCAAACCUGGAACUUCAAAGAUCACAGGUCAGAGCAGAUAUCCUAGACCGAGGGCUGUCAUAACGGACCGAGAAAUCCGCUACAGGUGCUCCUUGCAGAACACAAUCAGCGAGGUAUUACGGGAUCGACCAGGCUGGCAGGAGGUUAUUGGGUAUUGUGACUGUGACUGGGACUUCUACUGGUGUGAUCGGGAAUGGCUACAUCAGAACUAUGACACCACCUUCCUCCACGAGCAUCAGAGAAUCCUGCACUUCAGAAAUCACUAUGAGCUUACCAGAAAGAAUUUAAUGGUGAAGAAUUUGAAGAGGCUUCGGAAACAAGUGGAAAGAGAACAUGGCAAGCUCGAGGCUCAAAGCUUUGACUUCUACCCAACUACAUAUGAGUUACCUUCGGAGUACCAUAUCUUUGUGGAGGAGUUCAAGAAGAGCCCUGGUGUGGUGUGGAUCAUGAAGCCUGCAGCCAAGUCACAGGGGAAGGGCAUUUUCCUGUUCCGUAAACUGAAGGACAUCAUGGACUGGAGAAAGGGUCAGUACCAGCCAGUGUCCGACCCCAAUAUUCGGGAGGGUCCGGAGCUCUAUGUUGUACAGCCCUAUAUUGAAGACCCCUAUCUGAUUGGUGGACGCAAGUUUGACAUCCGUGUCUAUGUUCUUGUAUUGUCUUACAACCCGUUAAAGGUAUGGCUAUACCGGGAUGGGUUUGCCCGCUUCUCCAACACCCGGUUCUCGCUAGACUCUAUUGAAGAUGCGUAUGUUCAUCUGACCAACGUAGCUGUUCAGAAGACAGCUCCAGAUUAUGAUCCAGAACGAGGCUGCAAAUGGUCCACACGGCAGCUUCGAAAAUACCUCUCUGCGAAACAUGGUGAUGAAGAUGUGAAAAAUCUGUUCAAGAACAUUGACAACAUGAUCAUCAAAUGUCUACAGAGUGUUCAGAAGAUCAUGAUCAACGACAAACACUGCUUUGAGAUGUAUGGCUACGAUGUGCUGUUGGACUCCCAGCUCAAGCCCUGGCUCAUCGAGAUCAAUGCAUCGCCAUCACUGACAGCAAGUGGGAAAGACGAUUACGACCUGAAGUAUGGCCUGCUCACUGAUCUCCUAAAUGUGCUGGAUCUCGAGAACAGACUGACAGGGAGAGAGAAGAGAAUUGGCGGCUGGGAUCUGCUCUGGGACGACGGACCCGUCGCAGCGGAUGAAGGCAACAUGGACUGCAAUGGAGGCACCAGUGUCUACAAUGCAAACUCCUUCCUUGGUUGUCAAAAUGAGCGGAAGUCCCAACUUAGAGAAAUGUUCAAGGUGGCCCAGAUGGUAAAGAGACCUCAGUGAGAGCAGACGCCAAGAUUACGUAGCAGAACAGAUACUAAACCACUUCAAAGAGGAGAUAACAGAACCAUAUUACAGAACAGACGCCGAAACCACAUUGAAGAGCAGACAUCAGAGCAAACACCAAAACCACAUUGCAGAGCAGACAUCAAAAUACCUGACAGCAGAAACCAAAGCAGAUGCCAAAACAGUACAGAGCAGAAGUUAAAGAAGAUGAUGUAGCAGAAGACAGAUCAUCUGUGACAAUCUUACCUACUUACAUGGUACAUGUAAAUGCUUGCAUGUUUUCAUGUUUGGUGCCAUGGAAAUGUAAAGAUUUGUUUUUGAGUUUCUGAAAUGAUUUUACAGAGCUCAAGUUAAGUAUAUUAAGAAAAAUCAGAAAAUUAUUCCUAAACUUUCAAGACUCUGGAUUCAUGAUAAUGCAUUUAAGCUGAUAUUGUGCUUUAUCAGACUUGAAAGGGUGAUCUUCUCAGGACAAGGGUGUUUGACACACAGGAUGACAACAAACUCCGUACUUGGUUAAGCCCUUCAUCAUUGUUUGUCUACGAAAUCAGUUUUGAUAAUCAGGUGCAAUGGAGGGAUAGGAACGCUGAUGAGAAGUCUAGACAUGGCUGAAGGGCACGCAGCUCACCAUUUGUGAUAUUCCAUCAGCAAUUUUGUCUCAGCAAAACUUUAUGAUACGCACAGAUUGGCGUGUCUCUGCAUACUUUAACCAUGAACAAUGAACAAAAUUUAAAGUAGAAAGAUAAAAUUUUCCUCCCUAAGCUCUCAGGUUUUAAAAAAGCCAUGAGAAAGAAGAAUUGAUGAAACUUAAUAGUUGAUUACUUCAGAGUGACCAUGACAGGAUAUCCAAGGGUGAGUCCUUGUGUACACGCUGGAAGUCUGACAUUGUAUUCAGACACAGGCAAUAUCUGGAUGAUGCUGAUGUUGGUUAGAGAUCUUGUGACUUGCCAGUUCUGCCACAUGCAAUUUUGUUUUUGCAAUAUAUAUAUAUAAUUUUGUUUGCUGUGCUAUAUUUAGCCAAAUGGAUAUAUUUUUUAUAAGAAAAUGGAUUCUGACACAGGGAAUGUUGGUCUUGCCACCAUAUAUGGGUGAUGUAUUAGAGGUGAUAGAAUAUUGUUUUAUGCUGCAGUCUGUAAUACUCGAGCCAUAAUGAUAGUGAAUGAAUAACAGUAUGGCAGUCGCAAACCAGUGUUUGAUAGCAUGAACACCAACCUGUGCUGCUGGGCUAGUAUGACUUGCAUUUAUUGCAUUUUCAUUGGUUGUUGGGACAAAUAUUUGCAAGACUACAACUUGGCAACGUCGCUUGAAAGGCAGAUUGGUUCAUGAUUCAUGCCAUGCUUCACAGAUCUUGCUGGUCUCUUUGAUCUUUAGGAUUAAUUGUGUAAGGGUUAGGUAUGAAAUUAUGAAUCCCCCGACACAAUCUAUAUCCCUUGGAUCCCCAUGACAGCUCUCAGGGUAAAUUUUUGGGCUAGUAAUCUCUUUUAGUGAAUUAACCAAUGAUGUUGGUGGAAAAUCUGUGCAAUUUUGAUCAAAGUCGAGGUAAUUUCUACUAUGCAUGCACAAGCUAAACAGUUUGGUGCAGAUCCCCAGAUUGACAAGCACUGUAUACUUGGGACUGCUCCAGUGGCCCUGUAGUAAAGUGCACAGGGGAGUAAUAUGAGUUCCGAUCCUUAUGAAAUGUGGUCAGAGUAAGUCCUUAAUUAACACACCUCAGUGGUGGAUCCAGAGUUUGAGUUGACAAUGGCAAGGAUCAGGUGGAUGUUGCCUGUCACUGUAGCCUGUCCAAAAGGAGUGUUACUCAACCGCUGGUUUGCCAAGCUGGGAUAGUUUAGUUCCUGGUCACUGCUAUAUUCAUGUAGUGUUGUUGAUGGUGGCAUAAAACAACAUUCAGCCAUGGAUAUGUUUUGUUUGCUCACAAAUUGAAAUAUAUCUCAUAUCUUAUAAUAUUAAUCUCCAUCACAAAUAUCAUAUCUAUAUUCCAUUCAAAUAUGCAAUAUAUUUCAGUUUGAUGCCAGUUUAUUGAAACUUAUGAAAGCUGUAUCAUCCUAGCCAACAAGAACCACAGUGUGACAGUGAUAUACAAUGUGUGUGUGUGUGACUCAUUAUGCCCUGAUCCUAUGUGAGACGUAUUUUACACUUAAUAAUUAAUACACUUAAAUCAAUGUAUCGUUGAUGUUAUCCUGGCUAUAGAAGCUUGAUGGCCAAGUGGGCACUGUGCUUGCUAAUCAGGCAAAAUACAAUCAGAUAACACUGAUAUAGGGAAUCUUCAACAUGCAUAAUAUUAUACAAUUUCCCUGUUCAUCAGCUUCCAAAUAGAUGUAAAAGAGUGAAUGUUAUCAAUAUGUACAACUUUAUUUCAUGAUUUAGUUAUAUCAUUACUUUACCGAAGAGGAAAACUUUAUUACUUCAGGCUUUCCUCCAGGUAUGGUGUUAAACCCAACUCACUCACUAAUGCUAUUAAUUUGGUGAAACCAGUAGUAAUUUCAUGGUAACCCUUUCUACUGAGGUCCCCUUAUGUAGGGCAUUCUUUUGUUUUUUGUUGCUCAAUGCCCCAACCUUCAGUAUAUUCCAGUAAUGAUGGUGCUCUCUAAAUAAUCGAGUAUGGCCCUGACAAUCCAGUGAUUGACAUGAGCAUCAAUCUGAAUUAGGAGAUGGCUUGCAGCAACCAAGUCAGCAAGCCUGACCACCUGAUCCCGUUAAUCACCUUUUACGAUAAACAUGGGUUGCUGAAGACCAAUUCUAACCCGGAUCUUCAAGGGUCCUAUGUAUAGUAAGUAGGCUUGAUGCUUAACACUGUAUUCGAUCCAACCUACCUGUAUUGCUUCAAGAAAAGUAUGCACACCUGUUUGACUGGAUGAACUGCCUGCAGGUGUACCUCUUGUCUCCACAAACCUGGGUUGUUCUGACCUUUGUGUUCAGAUAAUACAUUGAUAUAAUAAACUGGUACCAAAGGUGCAAAUUGUGAAUUUUUUUAAAGUAAAAUCUGUAUUUUGUGUACACAAAUUGUUCUCAUUAUGUGUAUAUAUGUGGGUUUAGUCCUGAAAGACUGACUGAAACUGUCUUCCACAUGGCAUGUAAAUUGUUUUGAUUGUGUAACAUUUUCAGAAUUAGUU
Haliotis rubra (blacklip abalone) is the source of this 4786-nucleotide messenger RNA. RefSeq names its product probable tubulin polyglutamylase TTLL9. The record is from RefSeq and is a predicted model, not a curated record. Gene Ontology annotation, cellular component: cilium. Lineage: Eukaryota; Metazoa; Mollusca; Gastropoda; Lepetellida; Haliotidae. Gene Ontology annotation, molecular function: tubulin binding; tubulin-glutamic acid ligase activity. Gene Ontology annotation, biological process: microtubule cytoskeleton organization; protein polyglutamylation.